ACCUCAGAUUCUCUGAAACACUUCUUUACUCUUUCUGUCAAGUGAUGGUGACAGUUACAGUGUAAGACCACAGGUCUCAUACGAAGUGUUGAAUUUUUGGCAGCUGAAAUGUGUUUAGCUUGGCUCAAGCUGCUGAAAUAUGAGAUUCCUACCAAGCAUUUCAAAGGUAACAGCUUCAAAACUUUCUACUUUGGGAGAUUUGGCUCUGUUUUAGCUGUUACUCUGUUUCUGGGUUUUGUGCUUUGUGGGUUUUGUGCUGAGUUUCCUAUGGUGUCGGUGCCUCUUGGAUUUAAGAUUUCUUCUUUUGAUAGAAGUAGGACCUGGGUGUCCCAAAAUGGGAUUUUUGCAUUUGGGUUCUUCGAGGGGUGUCGAAAAGUCGAUAAUUUUGAUGGAUUUGUUGUGGGUGUUAGGUAUAAUUUAGGAGACAAAGGUGCAAAUUUGCCUGUUUGGACUGUUGGUGGUGGCCUGAGGGUGUCUGAAAACUCCACGGUGCGGCUUUCCUUGGAUGGGAAACUGAUUUUGUUUGAUAACUCCAGUGGUUUGAUUGUUUGGAGUAGCAAUACUUCUGGUCUGGGGGUUAAGAAAGCUACCCUUUUGGAUAAUGGUAACCUAGUUCUCAUGGGUGGUGGCGAUAUUGUGUUAUGGUCAAGCUUUAGUAGCCCCACCAGUACUCUCCUUCCUGGACAGUCUUUGCAUUUCCCCCAGACCCUAAGAGCCCCUUCUACAAAAUCAAUUUCUAGUUACUAUAGUUUUGUGAUUCGCAGCACAGGAGAGCUUACUCUUCUAUGGGAAGGCAAUGUGACUUAUUGGAGAACUCAUUUGGGCUCCGAUGCUAUUGUUAGGGAAGCAAGAUUUGAUUUCAGUGGUGCUCUGUCUUUAAUUGAUAGGGAUAAUAGAACUGUUUGGUCCAUAAGAAGUGAGGAUUAUGGAGACCCAUCUGUGUCUUUGAGGCAUCUCAGGAUUGAUUCAGAUGGAAACUUGAGAAUUUACUCAUGGGACAGUUUGCCACAAUCUUGGAGGGUACGGUGGCAAGCAGUUGAGAACCAGUGUGAAGUUUUUGGUUCUUGUGGUUUGUAUAGUUUAUGUAGUUUCAAUUCAACAGGACCUGUUUGUGAUUGCCUGUACCAAGAUUCAGUUACUUGGGGUGCUGCCCUUUCCAUAAUGGGUUCCAGUGCUUCUGGGUGCAGGAAAAUGGUUGAUUUGGGAAACUGCAAAAUGAAGGCUACUGUGUUAACUCUGAAACGGACAGUUCUUUAUGGCCUUUAUCCCCCUGAGGAUAUUGACAUGAUGCUAAGUCAAGAAGCUUGUAAAGAGUAUUGCUCCAAUGAUACUACUUGUAUUGCAGCAACUUCAAAGAAUGAUGGUUCAGGAGUUUGUACAAUCAAAAGAACCAGCUUUAUUAGCGGGUAUAGGAGCCCAUCUGUCCCAUCAUUUUCCUUCUUGAAGGUAUGUUUGGUACCCCAGGCAGUUUCAGAUAUGGGAGCUAAUCACUUUAACAGCUCUAGGCCAGUGGCUCUAGUAUCUAAAGGACUUGGCACCAAAAAGGUUAUAGGAGCUAUCACCUUAAUAGUUUUAGUGACAGGUAUGGGUUUUUUCGCUCUGGAGAUGCUUGUCUUUUUGUAUAUUUAUCAGAGAGGAAAAGUUAAGGUCAAAGCAAGAAUCCCAUUUGGAAAGGACACUGAGAUGAAUUCUCAUUAUAGUUCUCUAAUCAGAUUAUCUUUUGAAGAGAUAAAGGAGCUGACUGGUAACUUCUCAAAUCAGCUUGGCCCCUCCAUCUACAAGGGUGCAUUUCCCUACAAAAUCCCAUUCAUUGCUAAGGUAUUGGAUACUGUAGUUACAGCAGAGAAAAAUUUCCGCGUUGCAGUCUCUACCUUGGGUGGAAUGCACCAUCGAAACCUUGUGCCCCUGAAAGGUUUCUGUUUUGAAGCAAAACUGAAGUGUCUGGUAUAUGAGUAUGUUCCAAAUGGCUCUCUAGAUGAGUGGCUGGACAACAUGAAUCAGAACAGCAAUGGAGGGAAUUGGAAGCAGAAGUUAGAUAUUGCUCUUGGAGUUGCACAAGCCCUUGCAUAUUUGCACACCGAGUGUCAAGAAUGUGUGGCUCAUGGGAAUUUGAAGCUUGCAAAUGUUUUGCUUGAUGAGAAGUUCAUCCCCAAGGUAACAGAUUACGGGCUUGGGAAAUUUCUUGAAGAGGAAGCGGCUUCUUCUUCCCAGAAUCCACCAGAGAGAGAUAUUUACAUGCUUGGAGAGAUGCUGUUGCAAAUUCUUACAGGCAAGAAGGAUGUUCUAUGCUGCAACCUGCACUGCCUGGUCACCAUGACGAAUGAAGAACUGAAAUUAGAGGAUUGCCAUGAAGCAGAAACGGUGGAAAGAGCUGUGAGAAUAGCUCUAUGGUGCAUGCAGAAACAACCUUUUCUACGGCCUUCCAUUGGUGAGGUGGUUAAGGUAUUAGAAGGUUCACUUUCUGUAGAUAGACCCCCUUCGACUUUUGCUUUUAGACAGGACCAACAGCAUUGACUGAGAUUGAGCUAUACCAUGUAUUGAAAGAGUUCCACGCCUCAUGGAUUGCCAUGUUCGAAGAGUGUUGGAAUGAGUUGGAGUUCAAUAUUUUUGUGACGUUGAACUCCUGAAAUGUAUUACUUCAGUGAAAUGCCAAUGCACUAUUUAGUAUCUAGAUUACAAAGAUCCCUUUUUUUUCUCCUUUUUUCUUUUUGUUUUGUUCUUGAACUAGGGGAAAUGUCUGGGUUU
Molecule: messenger RNA, 2745 nt
Organism: Rubroshorea leprosula
Lineage: Eukaryota; Viridiplantae; Streptophyta; Magnoliopsida; Malvales; Dipterocarpaceae
Source: the annotation of a GenBank genome assembly